This is a messenger RNA of Pipistrellus nathusii (Nathusius's pipistrelle), 495 nucleotides long. The record is from the annotation of a GenBank genome assembly. NCBI's taxonomy places the organism in Eukaryota, Metazoa, Chordata, Mammalia, Chiroptera, Vespertilionidae.
AUGAACCAGGUGGUUGCCUUCUUAGCGAUACUCAUGGGAACCCACACCCUCAGUUUUCGGCUUCAGAAGGACUGCAUUCACUGGCCCAGAUGCUUUCCCUACAAAGAACAGGACUCCACUGGAGAGCUGAACACUGUGCUCACACCUCCUCCAGAGAUUGAUAGCCACCACCCGGCAUCCUGCAGGGCCAGUGCAGACGGACCCCUCAACAGCAGGUCCAUCUCUCCCUGGCGAUACGUGUUGGACAGGGACAUGGACCGUCUCCCUCAGGACCUGUAUCACGCCCGUUGCCUAUGUCCACACUGCGUCAGCUUACGGACGGGCUCCCACAUGGACCCCCUAGGCAACUCGGAGCUCCUCUACCACAACCAGACCGUCUUCUACCGCCGGCGGUGCCCUGGGGAGCAGGGUGCCCGUGAUGGCUACUGCCUGGAGCGCAGGCUCUACCGCGUCUCCUUUGCGUGCGUGUGUGUGCGGCCCCGUGUGAUGGCCUAG